This is a messenger RNA of Guillardia theta CCMP2712, 661 nucleotides long. RefSeq lists its product as hypothetical. The record is from RefSeq and is a predicted model, not a curated record. The transcript has 5 exons. The coding region runs from base 5 to 523 and encodes 172 amino acids. Lineage: Eukaryota; Cryptophyceae; Pyrenomonadales; Geminigeraceae.
UCCAAUGCAGUGGCUCUCGUCGUUGAGGGGAAGGACGGGCGUGCAAGCGAGCAUGCACCAGCUGCUAGAUGACUGGAUCCCACGCGUCAUGGGAGAUCAACCGGAUGACGCCCUAGGCGAGAUGGUUUUCAUCAGAGAGUACAUCAAGCAAACAAAACAAGACCCUUCAUUUAGGGAUAGGCCGUUCAUCGCAAAAGCUGUUGACCUAGGGUUUGCGGGGACUAUGCUUCUUGCGCAGUUAGAGUCGAUGGACGUUCAGAUGACUCGAUCGUCAGAUGGGUCAGAGAUCGUUCAUCAAAUCCUCCGAUCUCUAGUGCUCGCACUCAGAAGAAGCAGUCUCGCCGCGAACCUAGUGCUGUAUGCUCUUUUCGCUCCUGGCCUGAGCUCGGAUUCAGCUGGACUCAUCGAUGCACAAGGAUAUGAAGUCACUUGGCACCCCGGCACUUCCUGGAGAGGCAUCGACCUCGAGCAACUGGCCUCCUACUGGUGGAAAGCAGCUGGGAGCGCGAGGGAUCCGAGCUGAGCAUCCGAAUUCUUUUUUAUAUUCUUAACGCUUGCGGAUCGUCUGGUGUGGGUGACAAGCUAUCUAGCUGGAAAAGGGAGAGGCUUGCUGCUAGCCGCAUGUAGAGACCAACUUUACAGCAGUGAAAGUUUUGCUAGG